Molecule: messenger RNA, 4514 nt
Organism: Columba livia (rock pigeon)
Lineage: Eukaryota; Metazoa; Chordata; Aves; Columbiformes; Columbidae
Gene: SLC38A12
Product: transmembrane protein 104
Exons: 10
Coding region: 205-1701 (498 amino acids)
Source: RefSeq, a predicted model, not a curated record
CGCCCCCUUAGGGAAGCCGGUCAUGUGCGCGGAAGAGGCUCCACCCCUCACCCUCGGCGGGCGGCGCAUGCGCCCUGUGCGGUCCCGCGAUGAAGGAGAGGGCGGGGCCGCGGCACAAGCCGCCGGUUAAAGGCAACAGAAUUUGAAAACACCCCCCAAAAACACGCUCCUUGCUUUCCUCCAAGCCCCCCCACCAUUGUCAGCAUGGCUGGUGGCAUUACGGAUACCGGAGAGCUCUAUUCUCCCUACGUCGGUCUGGUUUACAUGUUCAACCUCAUCGUGGGGACAGGAGCCCUCACCAUGCCGAAGGCCUUUGCAACGGCCGGGUGGCUCGUCAGCCUCGUCCUCCUCAUGUUCCUGGGGUUUAUGAGCUAUAUGACUACAACCUUUGUGGUGGAAGCCAUGGCUGCCGCAAAUGCCCAGCUGCGAUGGAAGAGGAUGGAAAAACGCAAGGAGGAUGAUGAGGAUGAGGAUUCUUCCUCUGGCGUAUCUGACAGCGAUGUUCUCCUCCAAGAUGGCUAUGAGCGAGCAGAGACACGGCCCAUCCUGUCAGUUCAGAGACGUGGCUCACCCAAUAUCUUUGAAAUCACUGAGAGGGUGGAAAUGGGCCAGAUGGCUUCCAUGUUCUUCAAUAAAGUGGGUGUCAACCUCUUCUAUUUCUGCAUAAUAAUCUACCUCUACGGAGACCUGGCCAUCUACGCUGCAGCUGUACCGGUCUCUCUCAUGCAAGUGACCUGCAGUGCCAUUGGCAACCAUUCAUGCAGUGUUGGAGAUGGCACAAAGUACAACGAUACGGACAAGUGCUGGGGGCCAAUUCGACGUAUCGAUGCUUACAGACUGUACCUGGCAGCGUUCACUCUCCUCCUGGGUCCUUUCACCUUCUUCAAUGUGCAGAAGACCAAGUAUCUUCAAAUCAUGACGUCCCUCAUGAGGUGGAUAGCUUUCAUCCUCAUGAUUAUUCUGGCCCUCAUCCGCAUCAGCCGAGGCCAAGCUGAAGGUCACCCGUCCAUGGCCCAGCUGUCAGGCAUCCGCAAUCUCUUCGGGGUGUGCGUCUACUCCUUCAUGUGCCAGCACUCCCUGCCGUCCCUCAUCACACCCAUCUCCAAGAAGAAGCAUGUCAACAAGCUCGUGCUGCUCGAUUACAUCCUGAUCCUGGCCUUCUACAGCCUCCUGUCCUUCACCGCCAUUUACUGCUUCCGCAACGACACCCUCAUGGACAUGUACACACUCAACUUCACCAACUGCGAGAUCAUCAACGUUGCCUUCAUUCGUUAUUUCCUGGGCCUCUUCCCUGUCUUCACCAUCAGCACCAACUUCCCCAUCAUUGCAGUGACCCUGCGCAACAACUGGAAGACACUUUUCCACAGGGAAGGGGGCACCUACCCAUGGGUGGUGGACAGGAUUGUCUUCCCAGCCAUCACGCUGGUUCCCCCAGUGCUGGUGGCUUUCUGCACCCACGAUCUGGAGUCCUUGGUGGGGAUCACGGGCGCUUACGCUGGGAACGGGAUCCAGUAUCUCAUUCCGGCAUUCCUGGCAUACUGCAGUCGCAAGGACACCCAGCUGGUCUUCGGCAGUGGGACGGUCAACAAGCACCUCUCCCCGUUCCGACACACCUUCUGGAUUGUGUUUGUGCUCAUAUGGGGCUUUUCUUGCUUUGUGUUUGUGACUGCGAACAUUGUCCUGAGCGAGUCGAAACUCUGAUGCGGGGGUGGCAGCACCUUCCCCCCCGUGCUCCAGAGACUCCAGCAUUCCAGCUCCCCCUCUGCAACUGUGGGGGGGGAGAGGCAGGUGAAGGGAAGGUUCCAGGCCAUUGGCUUGGUGGCACAGGUCAGACCUGGACACGGACUUUCUUCCCUCCAUUUUGGGUGUGGAUGGAGUGGAUUCAGCCUUGUCACGACCUCUCAGACCCGCUACACGAAGCCAUGGGGCUGAGCCUGUGGCAGCCUGCACAGUUCAUCAGUGUCCAGCCAUUUCUGCCUUCAGCUCUGCUGGAGCAUCACUCCCUGCAUCGCUGCCCAGCUCUCUGUGUGCUGCAGGUCUCGGCACGCAGGAGAGCAGCCAGCCUUGGCCGCUCACUGCGCUCAUCUGCUGAAUGUCCCUUUUCCCAAAGGCUGGGAUGUGCUGUGUAGAAUCCAGCAGGAGUUUGGGAGAACUGAGUCUCUUCUUUCCGCUGAGACCUCUUCAAACCAACCUCCUGUGCCAGCUGAGGGAAGAAAUUAGGGUGGCGGUAGAUCUAAUUCAGAAGGAAAUAAUUCUGUCCUCUGUUACAUUUUACUUUUCUGGAGGCAUUAACCUGUUUGUGCACCAUGGAUUGCCUGGGAUCUGGGAUCUUUUUCUUAGAGCUGGAUUUCUCCAGCCCAGCAGUUUACAUUCACACUUCUCACCCUGUUCUCCUGUGCUGUGGCAGCCCAGACGGACAGAGCGGUGCAGGGAUGCAGCUCUUUGCCUCUAGAAGGGAAACCGCAGCCUUUGCGUCCCUUUUCUCCUGCCUGCAGCUGGCAGAGCCCUUCUCCCUUCUCCAUUCUCCCCUUUGCACGGGGCUGGGACAACCCGCCAGACCUGGCUCCAGGAUUUGAGGUGCUAAUUUCCAGUCCUGCCACGCGUGAGGCCUGCAGGAGUUCUGGCCAUGCACACUGAUGCAUUUCCAGCCUCCUGCACUGGGUAAUUACCCUUGAAACGAGGUGGGUGUUAACACCGGGCACUGGGCUGGUGCCAGGAGGCAGCGGCAGCACCUGGGCUCAGCCCUGCCCGCGGGAGAGCAAACGCUGGAGCCAGGCUUGGGUCCCCCCUCUCCUCUUUCUGCAUAGGGUUAAGGUGGGCUUUGGGCUGCCCCUGCCCAGCUUAUCUGAGAAUUGGGCUGCCCAUUACCUGAGGCAGCCUGCGCUCGAGGUGAGUCUCUGUUUUUGAGGCUCCCGGUGGUCACUGUAAUCCCACAUGGUGACAAACAGUUCUGGGUCCUGAGCUCUGACACCUUUGGGCAAAGAUCAGACGGGUUUUCCUAACAAAAGGAAGAACUUUUUAAAGUUAUCACCUGAACUAUUUAAAACCCCUUAUUAAAGCAGGUUCAAAGGCAGGUGCAUGUCACUUGUGUUAGAUCCUCUUGCCCUCUGCACUUGCUGCGGUAUUAAGUGUCACCGCUCGCUAACGCAAGCUUUGAACUGCAGCUCUCUUUAAUCAAGCUCUGUUUUCAAGUAGAACUUUCUGGUUUCCAUAUGACCUGAAGUGCUGCUCCUGGGGGAAUAUGCAAGUACCUGGAGCUGUAUAAAAACACUUCAUGGCUUUUGAAGCAAAACCCUGCACCUCUCAAGCCUGAACACCACCAUGUCCUUGCCGAGCUGCUUGAGAGGAUCCGGGGGGGCUGUUUGUCUCCUUUGCGGCUUGAUCCUAAGCAGGCAUUGGCAGCCCUGAGUUUAAACAUCCCCAAGUGCUCCGGGAAGCUGAGGUGGCAUCUUCAUUGCCAAAUUAACAAGGUAUUUUACAGGUAGCUGGCACUGGUGUCUCGUUUAGGAAGAGGCAGGUUGGAGGGCAAGUUGCUGGGGCAGCUGGGCUGGGAGGUUUUGCGAGGCAGUGGGGAGCUGGGCAGAGCCAAAGGGAGGCAUUUAAUGCUGAUGAAAUGAGCUGUGGGGAAGCUGGAGAGGCUGCAGGGGCUGCUCACUGCACAGGUGAAUGGGGGGGGUUUAUGGAGGCGCCCAAAGCCUUUCAGCUGUGCUGCCUGCCCUGCAGCCUCUGUCCACGCAAGUGCCCAUUUCAACCUUCACGUUUAAUUGCCAGCUGGAGAAACGGGGCUGUUCCCUGUUAUUUCAUCUCUCUUCCUCCCUUCCCUUCCCUUCCCAGGGCCUGGUCUCCCUCCCCUCCUGCCCCCAUUUCAUACCUGCCUUCUAGGGGGGAGCCAGCCUGGCACCCCCUCUCCUGCCGUCCCUGACAUUUCAAGAUGUGCCUUCUCCUCCCUGCCCCGGGUAACCGGCUCCUCGGCAUGGGCCUUGCCUGGAAGAGCUGCGUGGAUGCAGGUUUUGGAUGCAGGUUUUGGAUGCGGUGACAUGUUGGUGGCUCAUAUCCUGGCCGCAGCCUUUGCCGUGGUACCUUACGGAGAACUCUGGUCCCCAAGGAGCCACAAGCACUUUCUUAAAUAAAUAACCACAAAUUCCCAGACACCCGCUGUCCUUGCACAGCAGCCAAACAAAUCAAUCCGAGGAAUCGGGGUGAUUAACGGAAAGAAGCUCGACAGCAGAGAGAUCAUUUUUCAUAUGAAACAUGAAUAGCAAUGCCUUAAAAAUUACUGGAGAACGUGGGGAGGGGACGGCUCAGUGGAGCUGGGGGACACUGGGUGACCCUGGCACGGGGCAGGAGCUCCCUCUGCUCGCCCAUCACAAAUGAGUCUAUUUUUAUUCGGCUGUUAUCAACACUAACAAUUCAUUAUUACAGAUUCUCACGUGAUGCUUGUCCUGACUGUAAUUAGUUUUCAAAAAAUGGGAUUAAAAAAAAACGAAACACAACAAUAAAAUGCACAUUAUACA